This is a messenger RNA of Somion occarium, 815 nucleotides long. NCBI's taxonomy places the organism in Eukaryota, Fungi, Basidiomycota, Agaricomycetes, Polyporales, Cerrenaceae. The record is from the annotation of a GenBank genome assembly.
AAGUAUUUAUCCACAUAACGUUGACCUCUACACUCCCUUGUCAACCCAAUUGCUAGCAUCAUGCUGCGAGCUGCUCUCCGUCGUGCCUUCGUUACAGUGCCCACAGUGUCUCCCAUUAGGACCUCACAGGGCCGUGUGACCAGUCCAGUCUCCUUGCAAGCCAUACGCUUCCAAUCCGACGAAGCAAAAGCUCUGCGCGAGCAGAUCCAUGAAGCGCGGAACGACCUCAGGAGAGACUGGGAUGCGAAGGAACUUACGUAUGAGGAGCUGAAGCCAAGAACUCAACAACCCAGUCCAGACGCGUAUAUAGUUGACGUGCGUGAGCCCGAUGAGGUUCUUCAGGGGUCCAUCCCUUCCGCCGUCAAUGUUCCGCUAUCCGUUUUGGCCGAAUCAUUCCAUCUCAACCAUACAGACUUUGAGAAGAAGUUCGGAUUCGCCAAACCUCGACAAGAUCAGGAACUCGUCUUCUACUGCCGAAGUGGUAAACGUUCGACAACCGCUUGUGAUGUUGCCAAAAGGAAUGGUUACAAGAACAUCCUUAACUACAAGGGCUCCUGGCUGGAUUGGAUUCAGAGGGAAGGAACACCGGGGCAGGCUCCUCCAGCACAACCGUAAUGUUGUACUUGUCGUCCGUGACUUGGGUUGUAAAAGGAAUGCAUGCAGUACUUGACUGAGACGAGGAAUCUCUUAUUCGGAGUGUCCUGAGGCUAUCCGAUCUGUCCAUGAAAUUCAUGAAAUUAAGGUUACAACGAAUCAUUGCAACGCCUUUCGUGUUGUCAUGUUACUGUAGAAGUCUGCAAUCUCUUAUUGAGUUC